AUGCAUUUCGUCCAACUUCUCGCUCCCUUUCUUUUUCUCGUCCCUGCACUUGCAUCUGGAGCUGCCGAGCCUCCGAAAACACUGCAAAUAGAAACGACCUACAAACCGGAAGAAUGCCCAGUCACUGCACAGAAGGGAGACCAGAUUCAAGUGCACUAUACCGGUACCCUCUUUGCUACCGGAUCGAAGUUCGACUCGAGUCUUGAUCGCGGCGGAGACCCAUUGCCUUUGACUCUCGGUGUUGGCCAGGUCAUCAAAGGCUGGGAUGAGGGUCUCGUUGGUAUGUGUUUGCAUGAAAAGCGAACCUUGACUAUUCCAUCGGACAUGGCAUACGGCUCUCGUGGAUUCGGCUCCGUCAUCCCUGCGAACUCUGCUCUUGUAUUCACCGUCGAAUUGAUGGGAUUGGAAAGCAAGGCAAAGCCCGCGAAUCGUGAAGAGUUGUAAUAUCGAGUAGCUAUGAUUAUCUUCAAUCUUCACGCGCCUUUCGGGGUUGCUCGACUCUGUUGUUCAUUCUUGAGUAAUACCACUGGACAGCACUGGCGCAACGCUUAAUGUAAUUGCAAGGCGCUUCGGCGUCAGUGCGGAACCCCGCGGACUGAAAGCCAUGCUGUGGCUGUGUAACUGUCUCGACUGAACCAUGACCUCCAAGAAGAAUAGCAAACUUGAUCUUCUUGUUCGGGUUCGCUAUGCCAACCCCCUUCCAGCACCUCCGUGUCCCCCAAAGCUUUUGGAUAUCCCGACCAAUCCCACACGAUAUUCUCGACCUGAAUUCCUUGACGCUUUGGCUCAAGAUAUACCGCUUCCAAUGAUUGUUGAUGCAGAGUGUGGGAUGCCGCUGGACCUCGGCAAGUGGGAAAGCCUGUGGCUAGAGCCACCUAGGGACGGAGAGAGCAAAAGUGAGAUCCAGGGUCAUUGGGUGAAGCUGAACGCGGAGCUCAAUCCCGAUCCGAAUGACCUUCCCUCUCUGGAUCCUGAAGACGCAGCUCUACUCGCCGAUAUAGCGCCAUCACAUUCCUUCGGGAGUGCCCACUCGUCCGCAGGCCCAUCGAAUUCUCUUCCCGCUCAUGUUUCGUGGCUUCGCCGGACGGAAUACAUCACCAGAGAGAGCACGUCGCGUGUCAACCUAACUGAGCCAAAAGCUAUUCCCGUCGCCGUGAUAGAUGUUUCUCCCGAAGCCCAGCUCAGGACCAUCGAAGCCUCAUUUGCAGCAGCCAACAAUCAGUUCAACCUGGAAUCUCUUGUUCAUCCUAACAAGCCAGGCGUACGGGCGGUCGCUUCAUACGAAGUCCUACCAGACGAUGACAUUUGGGCCAACCAAUAUGAUCUUUUCAGGUUUUCUGAACGUCCAGGAGAAAGGCCGUCAGACGUGGAUGACCCGCGUCUAGACUGUGCGAUCUUACGACCGAUGAAGACGGAACACGACUCGUUCCUCGCUUAUUAUCUCACGCAGGACGAUGAAAUGGCGGAGAGGCUCAAAGAGACCAGACGGACGCAUGAGCCUUAUGAAGUCCCUGCGGACGGUCAAGAAACAAUCUUCUCAUUUGUGCGCGACUAUGAGACUGUGAAAGUCGAACAGGAGGUUCCAAACGAAUUCCUGCUUGUUCUCGAGGAUGGGGGCGAAAAUGACAUCUCGGACGGCAUCUCUGCCAAUCAUCGACAGCCCGGUGCUUACUUCAAAGGAAUCGAGCGGAAGAUGGUCUUGAAGAAAAAACGCGUCAACCCUUAUGACUCGUACGCCGAUAAAUGGGAAGUGAUUCGGAUGACACAUGUCGCAAUGGGCGAAGAUGAAGUAGGGGAACGUCAAGAUCUGCUUGCCGAAGUCCAGGAGCCGGAAUAUUUCCUGA
Mycena citricolor is the source of this 1844-nucleotide messenger RNA. The record is from the annotation of a GenBank genome assembly. Lineage: Eukaryota; Fungi; Basidiomycota; Agaricomycetes; Agaricales; Mycenaceae.